Molecule: messenger RNA, 1275 nt
Organism: Serinus canaria (Common canary)
Lineage: Eukaryota; Metazoa; Chordata; Aves; Passeriformes; Fringillidae
Gene: RNF212B
Product: ring finger protein 212B
Exons: 11
Coding region: 531-1217 (228 amino acids)
Biological process (GO): protein sumoylation; reciprocal meiotic recombination; homologous chromosome pairing at meiosis
Cellular component (GO): synaptonemal complex
Molecular function (GO): SUMO transferase activity
Source: RefSeq, a predicted model, not a curated record
CCCUUUUCCCCUCAGGUUUCUGACCCUUUUUUGCCUCGCUCUUCCAGUCCUUUUCCCCUCACGUUUCCCACCCUUUUCCCCUCACAUUUCCCGCCUCUUUUUGCCUCGCUCUUCCAGCCCUUCUCCCCUCACAUUUCCAACCCUUUUCCCCUCAGGUUUCUGACCCUUUUCCCCUCACAUUUCCCACCUCUUUUUGCCUCGCUCUUCCAGCCCUUCCCCCCUCACAUUUCCCACCCUUUUCCCCUCAGGUUUCUGACCCUUUUUUGCCUCGCUCUUCCAGCCCUUCUUCCCUCACAUUUCUGACCCUUCUCCCCUCACUCUUCCGACCUUUUUCCCCUCACAUUUCCUGCCUUUUUUCGCCUCACACUUCCAGCCCUUCCCCCCUUACAUUUCCCACCCUUUCCCCCUCACGUUUCCCGCCCUUUUUUCUCUCACCUUUUCCCACCCUUUUCUCUCACCUUUCGCCCUCAUUCCCUCACAGGCUCUCCCGUCUGGAGGCAGCAGAGGCGGCUCCUCGCCCCGGCGCCGCCAUGGACUGGUUCCACUGCUGUCGCUGCUUCCGCCAGGAAGGCGCCCGCUUCGCCAUCACCAACUGCGGCCACAUCCUCUGCGAGGGCUGUGGGGGCACAGGUCCCUGCCCAGUCUGUGGCACCGCCUGCCGCUACCUGCCCAUAUCUGACCAGAUGAGCCCACAGGAGAAGGUUUUCUUCAAGAACCCAGUGGCCCUCGCCCUCAAGCACUUGGACAACAUCACGCGGGUGUGGCGGUUCCAGACGUCACAGGCACAACUCCGGGUGGACUUGCACCGGGACAGAACUCGGCGGGUGCAGGCAGAGCUGGACAAGGCCAGAGAGGAGCUGGGGGAGAGGAGGAGGGAGCUGGAGUCACUUCGCCGGGAGAAUGAGGAGCUGCGCCGCAUGCAGCUCUCCCCAGGCUGGCGCUGGGGCAGCCGCAGCAGCACCCCCCGUCCCUCCCCCACACACUCAGUCACCCCCCAGCCCCGCCGGCAGCUCAGCAGUCAAGUGGUCAGCCGCUCGGCGCCUCUGGAGCCCCCCCAGUCCCACAGCACCCCAGGAUGGCAGGUUGGGGCAGCCUACAGAAAUUCAGGGGCCUCCAGCGUGGUGCCCCCCCGGGCUGGGACAAGCGAGGGACAGGGCUCUGCUCUGCGCCUGCCGAGGGGCGGGCGCUCCCACUGGGAUCUCAACCCACGGCCCUAAAGGACAAACAGGGAUCCGAGGCUCCUGGACAGGAGCUCCGGGGAAUCCCUGGAGGUGG